UCAUUACAGCAACAACAAGCUCACAGCAGUUUCACUCUCUCACAGAAAGGCAGACGCACUGAUAGCCAGCGCUCGACGGAGGAGCCGUUUAGACAGAGGUCAUGUGGAUGUCAGUGCGUUUGUGAAUGUUUAACCCCAUUGCUCAUUUACUGGAGAGGGAACGGCUUGAGCUGAAAGGAGGUCUAUAGCUGCUUUUCAGAUGCUGGACUAUUAUGGUCCAGCUUGAGAACACCAAGUGCAGUUUUCUCGUCUGCCUUGUAGUCUGCGUCUUAAUAUGUUCUGCCAUCUACCUGAACGCAAAAAUACCCAAAAUCUCUCUUCCAUUCACUGACUGGAGCAGCCAAACCACACCAGCACCCGAAAGCUGUGACAUACUACCACCUGCGACCCCCGGGUUUACAUGGCAGCAAAAAGACCAUAAGAACUUCAGCUAUGAGACCAAACCGGACGCAAACUGCACUCUAUUGCAGUCAGAUCUGCACUUUAUCAUGGAGCCAUUGAGCAAAGAAGAAGAAGACUUCCCUUUGGCUUUCAUAAUCACCAUCCACAAAGAGCUGGAAACAUUUGUGCGGCUACUGAGAGCCAUUUACGCUCCGCAGAAUGUGUACUGCAUUCACAUAGACGCUAAAGCGGCGGAAGAAUACAAGACAAGCAUCCGAAACCUAGUUGGAUGCUUCCCGAACGUCUUUGUGGUGUCCGUCAAUGUAAACGUGACUUACGCUGGCUUCUCCCGUCUGCAGGCUGAUAUCAACUGCAUGAAGGACCUGGUGAAGUCUCCAACAAAAUGGAAAAGAGUUAUAAAUCUGUGCGGCCAGGACUUCCCAAUCCAGACCAACCUGGAGCUAGUCCGAUACAUGCAAGGACCCGAAUGGAAAGACAGGAACAUUACGCCGGGAAUCAAGCAGCCACCCACUAUGAAGCACAGGACUCAGUUUCAGUACGAGGAGGUAAAAGGCACCCAUGUUGCACCAAAAGGCAAGGGUCAAAAGAAGGGACCACCUCCUCACAACCUAACAAUUUACUUCGGGACUGCUUAUUACUCCUUGACGAGACCGUUUGUGGAGUUUGUCCUCACAGACAAGUUGGCCAAAGACUUGCUGGAGUGGUCUAGAGACACCUUCAGCCCUGAUGAGCAUUACUGGGUGACUCUAAAUCACAUGAAGGAAGCACCUGGCAGUUAUGUCGAAGGCGAAUGGCAAGGUAACGUUCGUGCAAUCAAAUGGAAGGACCAAGAAGGUACAGCACACCAGGGCUGUAAAGGGCGAUACAUCAGAGAUAUCUGCGUUUACGGGAUUGGUGACUUACAAUGGCUUAUCGAAAGUGAGAACAUGUUCGCAAAUAAAUUUGAGACCGCAAGUUUCCCAGAAGCCCUGCAUUGUCUGGAACUGUGGCAUCGGCAUAAAGUUCUCCAGCACGCCAUGGUUCCCAUUCAACCAUCAUGGCGUCUCACCACAGAGGUUAAAGUCAUCAACAGCACACUCAUUUCAAAACCAGACGACUGAUUCUGGGCAAUCAACCAUGAGAAGGGAAAUUCACACCAUUUACAGACUUGUCAACUUCUGCAUACUGAAAAGCCUUCAUCACGAACAUCACUUGAUGACGUGUGAGAUCAGUAAGCACUAGUUCCUCUUGACUUCAAACUGCAAUCUCUCAUGGACACAGCAGACAUGAAGGAAGAAACAAUAGAGACCUCAAUGGAACAUUUUCUGCUUUACGGAGCAAAUUUGUUGUUGCUGAUUGUUAUGUGAGUGUUGCACUGAUAGUAAUCGUAAUUUGUAUUUAUUUGUAUUUAUUAACUGCAGCAUAAUGCAUUGUUUCAAAUGGAAAGAUAAUAAAGAAUGAAGGCAUUGCAAUCCUUGGCCAGGUCCAAGAUACAACAAAAA
Molecule: messenger RNA, 1883 nt
Organism: Carassius gibelio (silver crucian carp)
Lineage: Eukaryota; Metazoa; Chordata; Actinopteri; Cypriniformes; Cyprinidae
Product: beta-1,3-galactosyl-O-glycosyl-glycoprotein beta-1,6-N-acetylglucosaminyltransferase 7
Exons: 4
Coding region: 213-1502 (429 amino acids)
Cellular component (GO): membrane
Molecular function (GO): acetylglucosaminyltransferase activity
Source: RefSeq, a predicted model, not a curated record